AUGAAAUUCUCAUCAUCAAAAAUUGCUUCAUUUGUUGCUGAAUAUUCUGGAUUAAAACAUCCACAUCCAACUGAUUUUCAAACUUCUUCUUCUUCAAGAAAAUCAAGUCAAUCUUCAAUCAAACAUUAUUCAACAAAUAUUACAGUUGGUGCUGAAAUUAUUCCAAUUGUAUCAACUUCUUCUUCAAAUUCUACACCACCAAAUGAAUAUCAUCAUAAAUUUAUCAAAAAUAAUUCUGAAUGUGAAUCUCUUCCAAAUUUGGCUAUUUCAUCAACAAAUUUGAAGAAUAAAUUGAUGAAAAUCAAGAAAUCUGAAAGUCAAACAUCUAUUGCAUCUUUUAAAAAUUAUCAAGUUUUGUAA
This is a messenger RNA of Caenorhabditis angaria, 360 nucleotides long. The record is from the annotation of a GenBank genome assembly. NCBI's taxonomy places the organism in Eukaryota, Metazoa, Nematoda, Chromadorea, Rhabditida, Rhabditidae.